Messenger RNA from Mugil cephalus (flathead mullet), 3200 nucleotides. RefSeq names its product protein phosphatase 1, regulatory (inhibitor) subunit 7 (gene ppp1r7). Gene Ontology annotation, molecular function: protein binding. NCBI's taxonomy places the organism in Eukaryota, Metazoa, Chordata, Actinopteri, Mugiliformes, Mugilidae. The transcript has 10 exons. The record is from RefSeq and is a predicted model, not a curated record. The coding region runs from base 79 to 1116 and encodes 345 amino acids.
CUCCUAUUGCGCCCCUAGUGUCGGGCCUGUGCCUCCACCGGAUUGGCUGAGCGGUUGUCAGGAGUGUUUACAGGAAACAUGGCUUCCCUGUCUGUUGGAGAGCUUCAAGAAAUGGAAGUGGACCGAAGGGGUGAGUCUGAGGAGUCUGGUGACGAUGACACCAGGAGGAAGAGUAUCAACGGCGAUGUGGACCCCAAUCAACCCACUACCACAAGCAAAGAAGAGUCUCCUGUUGACAUGGACACGAUAACUUUGGACCCAGAUGAAGAGGAUGUUGAUCUUGUUCAUUGUCGUAUUGGAAAAAUUGAAGGACUGGAGGUUCUACAGAAGGCUAAAACGCUCUCCUUACGACAGAACCUCAUCAAAAAGAUAGAAAACCUCGAAAGUUUGAGCUCACUGCGUGAACUAGAUCUCUAUGACAAUCAGAUUCGCAAGCUAGAGAACCUGCACAACCUCACAGAGUUGGAACAGCUCGACGUCUCCUUCAACCUUUUGAGGAAGGUUGAGGGUUUGGAGCCGUUAACUAGGCUGAAGAAACUUUUCCUGCUUCACAACAAAAUUGGCAGCAUUGCCAACCUGGACCACUUCUCAUGUCUGGAGAUGCUGGAGCUGGGCUCCAAUCGCAUUAGGGUCAUUGAGAACCUGGAUGCACUCUCCUCUUUGCAAAGCUUGUUUCUGGGCACCAAUAAAAUAACAAAGCUUCAGAAUCUGGACGGUUUACACAACCUGACUGUUUUAAGCAUCCAGAGUAACCGGAUUACUAAGAUUGAGGGUCUGCAGAACCUCCUCAGCCUGAGAGAGCUCUAUCUGAGCCACAAUGGCAUUGAGGUCAUCGAGGGCUUGGAAAACAAUAAAAAACUCACCACCCUGGACAUUGCGGCCAAUCGAGUAAAGAAAAUUGAAAACAUCAGCCAUCUGACAGAGCUGCAGGAGUUCUGGAUGAACGAUAACCAGAUAGAUAACUGGUCAGAUCUCGAUGAGCUGAAGAACGCCAAGUCUCUGGAGACGGUGUACCUAGAAAGAAACCCGCUACAGAAGGAUCCACAGUACCGGCGGAAGAUCAUGCUGGCGCUGCCCAGCGUACGCCAGAUCGACGCCACCUUUAUCCGCUUCUAAAAACCGCAGCGUACGAGUCACCUGCCAACUUCAGUGUUCUCCCCCUCUCCCCGCCUCCCCUGCCUACAGAAACAAAGCCCUUUUAAACACAUUGGCUUCACUGAGAUUCACUAACAUCGUCACUCCAUUCACAAAGUACAUUCCACACUAUCACCCACAGCACACUCACUGUACACGUAUGCAUGUGUGCACUCACUCAAACCUCGAUCUAUGCUAUUGUGUGGAAUCUUUUAUUUAUUAAGGUGGAACUGUGAUAAUGAUAAACUACCCUACGCUCAUUCCCUUAUUUUUCCUCUGCACUUUCUUUUGCUGUUCUGAUCAUGCAGUGCCCAUCAGGGAGUAAGGAAAUCAGUCUUAUUUACCACGUUGUCUAAUCUGUGCUCUUAUCACAUUAGAGGGAAGGGUGGCAUUCUUAGUAUUUGGGGGAUUGUGGGAGUUUUUUUUUCUUUAGCUUGGACAGAGUGACGCCGUUCUCCUAAGCUACAUAUAGAUCCAUUAACUUAAUCAAAAUUAAAGGGAAAUUCCAUCAUAAAAUAGAUUUUAUUUAAUUGUCAGAAUGCUACCUUAUCAUUUGGCGAGCUUCAAAAUCGUCCUCACCAGGUACAAAACAUGACAGUCUAAGACUAAUUUGAAGCAACUCAGUAAAGUGGCACUUGCAUACGUCAGUCUCUUUAAGGAAAACGGAUCCUUUGCAGCUUAAACUGAUGUAUCGUUUUAAUAAACUGACACCGUACUAAUUAUGGGCAAAUUUUGAUGUCCAGCAGCCUUGUCUAUUCCUUCUAAUGUAGUGUUACCAAGUUCAUACAUCCAUUUGCUGAUUAACGAGAGUGACCUCUGCAGUAACGUAAAACUCAUGAGAAUGUAUAAUCACUUUAUGUGGUUUUGUUAUCAGUGAUACCAUUAGCUUUUUUUCGUUUUGUUUUGUUUUGUUUUUUUAAACUUAGCAUACAUCACUGAUUACAUGCGGCCUUGGGUAUCUUUAGGUUUGUUCAUUAACUUAAUUUGAACAGAUAACAGUAAAAUUUAGUUUCUGAAUUGACUUUACAUUGAAACGGCUGGACUGGUCUCAGUUAGGCGUUAACUAAUGUAAGAUACUUAAUGCUGUUGGCACAGACAAUUUUUUUUAAAAUACAUUUUGGAAUUUAAAAACCUCUGAUGUAUAAAGACACUAUGAUAACAUUUGGCUUAAAUGUGAUAGGAAUCAGUGUAUAUUUGCUGACUGUUCUUGCCAUAGGAUUUCUUAUAUCAAACAGAAAGAUGACCACCUGGAACCAAAACUAAAUCAACUGUUCUCGUGGUCUCCUGUAUAUAAACCUUUAGUGCGUUUGAUUUACACCCUGUUAAAGUCAAAAAGUCAUGUAUCUUUUGUAUGAAAACGAUUCCCCACCUCAGGGCUGAAACGUCUCCUGUGAAUACAAUACAGAAGCAUCAAACGUUAGUACAUUAAUGGGCUUAAGAGGAAAAGAGAUUUUCUGUGUGAUAGAAGAUCAUCAUCAUCUGAUUCCUUUUAUUUAACACAAGCCUUUAAAUGACCCCUUGUAGGCUAGAAAAUAAGACCAGAAAAUACAGAUUUUUUUUUUUUAUUAUUGUAGAAUUAAUGUCUUUAGCUGACAUGCUGUUUGAAAUUAGGAUUUCAACUCUUUUACGUCAAAUUGUUCAUGAUUAGCGGUCUUAAGGAUAACUGUUGAACAUUUAUGAGUAUCAUAUCAGACUAUCAGAUGAGAGGUUAUACGUUAUUGAUACGACUCUGAUGUAACUUCAGAUUCCGUUUAACAAUUGGCCAAUGAGAGCGUAUUUGUAAAUACAGUUGGGACAUUUCAUGAUGUAGAAAUCCAGUGCCAUCAUCACCUCCCCUUUGUAAAGUGAUUUUCUUCUUCUCUUGUUUUGUUUAUGCCAGGCAGCACAACAGAUUUAUGUGAAAUAAGUAAAGUAACUUGACCUCGAAUGGUCUCUGAAGGAGCGAUUACUGAAACUGCUAUCGGCUUCUCGCUGGUGGAACUGGGUCUUUGGGUUUUGGACUUGGUUGAAGCUGUUUUGAAACUGAAUGUAUUAUGCAAAUAACAAUAAAAUUACACUACUUAAGA